This is a messenger RNA of Euleptes europaea (tarantolino), 4999 nucleotides long. RefSeq names its product zinc finger protein 646 (gene ZNF646). The record is from RefSeq and is a predicted model, not a curated record. NCBI's taxonomy places the organism in Eukaryota, Metazoa, Chordata, Lepidosauria, Squamata, Sphaerodactylidae. The transcript has a single exon. Gene Ontology annotation, molecular function: RNA polymerase II cis-regulatory region sequence-specific DNA binding; DNA-binding transcription factor activity. The coding region runs from base 35 to 4999 and encodes 1654 amino acids. Gene Ontology annotation, biological process: regulation of transcription by RNA polymerase II.
GAGAAGUGAAGGAAGACCCUUUCUGAUGUGAGCGAUGGCCGAGGGAGACGUUGCCCUGGCCUGCGAACCAUCCGCCGGGCAGGAGGAGCGUCCGUACAAGUGCAAGCAGUGCCCCCGGAGCUAUCGCCACGCCGGCAGCCUGGUGAACCACCGGCGCACCCAUGAGGUGGGCCUCUACCCCUGCUUGCUGUGCCGCAAGGACUUCUCCAACCCCAUGGCCCUCAAGAGCCACCUGCGCACCCACGCUGAAGACAAGCGCCACAAGUGCCGGGACUGCGGUCGGAGCUUCCGGGCCUCGUCCCAGCUCGGCAGCCACCGCUGCGUGGCUCGCGCUGCCCGAGACCAGGAGGAGGAGGAAGAGGGGAGCAACAGCGGGGGCUGCUGCAGCUCCCAAAGGAGCCAGGACACCUCUUCUUCGGACGCCGACACCUACUCUGGCACGGAAGGCGGCGGGAGCCUGCUGACCAACCUGGAGAAGUACAUUGCAGACUCGGUGGUGCCGGCCGACUUUUCUCUGCUGGAGUUCUCCAUCCAGAGGGGUGCGCAGAAAGAGGAGACACUCCAGAUGCCCCCGGGGGAGAAGGAGACAGAGCUCCGAGGCGCCGCCGCUGAGGAGCGGCGCUUCAAGUGCAACCUGUGCGACAAGGCAUACAAGCACGCCGGCAGCCUGACCAAUCACAAGCAGAGCCACACGCUCGGCGUGUACCAGUGCGCCAUGUGCUUCAAGGAGUUCUCCAACCUCAUGGCGCUCAAGAGCCACACCCGCCUCCAUUCUGAGUACCGGCCCUACAAAUGCCGGUUCUGCCACAAAGCUUUCCGGCUCCCUUCGGAGCUGCUGAGCCACCAGAAAGCUCACGACCAGGAAGAGAGCGAAGCGACCCGUCAACUCGCCUGGGGCGGCUCGGAACAUGGCCUCUGGGAGGAGGACUCCAUCGAGACCUCGGCCAAGCUGGAUAUUUACCAGCCUCCGCCAGCAGGCGCCAACUUUGGAGACGGUGCCCCCUGUAGCCUCAAAGACACUUCCAAGGCAGGAGGCGGGGAACGCUGCAACCCUGACGGGGAACUUUGCGUCCGCUGUGGCGGCACCUUUGCUCACGAAGAGGAGCUGAAAGGGCACAGCUGCCUGUAUCCGGAGGAGGCGAACGAAGAAGAAAGCGGGGGUAGCACCCCCUCCAGGCUGCCCCCCGGCUCCAACGGGACUUGGGAAGCUAGUUUGAAAGACGAGGAAGGCUGCCCCACAUUGGAGGAGCGGCCCUUCCGCUGCAAGGACUGCGGCAGGACUUACCGGCACGCGGGGAGCCUCAUCAACCACAAGAAGAGCCACCAGAUUGGGGUGUACAGCUGCAGCGUCUGCUCCAAGCAGCUCUACAACCUGGCUGCCUUGAAGAACCACUUGCGGGUUCACCUCAAAUCCAAGCUCGAGUUGGCUGCGCCAGAGGGGGCCUCCCAGCACCCCUGUGCCGCCUCGGACUCACAGCGAGAGGAAGCCAGCCUCGGUGAGCCCAGAGACUGCCACGCCCAGCCGCCAGACAUUUGGGGAGGAGCCUCCUGCCUAAAAGAAGAAGAAGAAAGAGGCGGCGGGGAGGAAGAGCGGCCGUACCGGUGCGGGGACUGUGGGCGGAGCUACCGGCAUCGCGGCAGCCUUGUGAACCACCGCCACACCCACCAGACCGGGGUCUUCCACUGCUCCAUCUGCCCCAAGCAGUACACCAACCUCAUGGCCCUGCGGAACCACAUCCGGGUGCACCUGCGAGCUGCCCGGCUGAGCGGCAGGGAGCCGGCUGAUGGGCUGACCUGUGCCAGCUGCGGGGAGAGCUUUGAAGAGGAGGCAGAGUUCCAGCUGCACCAGCUGCGCCACCUGCCCUGCAGUGAGGACAUUGAGGAGGCGGCCCUCCCCGGGCUCGGGGGCUUCCACCCCCAGGAGGCUGAUCUCCUUCAAGCCAUCAAGCAGGACGUAGAAGCCCUGGAGAACGGGGCGGUGGUGGCUGAGGACGUCCUUCCUUCCUCCGAGACGCCGCACGUCUGCGACCAGUGCGGGACAGCUUUCGCCAACGUGGCCAGCCUGCAGAACCACAGCUCACAGCACAGCCGCGAUGGGGAGCAGCUGGCAAGCGCGGCCGAGAGGCCCGCGUCUCCCGUCCCCAUCCAGCGCCUCUACGGCUGCGACCUCUGCGGCAAGUCGUACCGCCACUCGGGGAGCCUCAUCAACCACAAGCAGACCCACCAGACGGGGGACUUCAGCUGCUCGGUUUGCGGCAAGCACUUCCAGAAUGUCGCCUCGCUCAAGAGCCACUUGCGUGGGCAUCAGAGGCCGCGGAGGGCCCACUCUGGGACAGCAGCGACAGCCAACGAGGAUGAUGACACCGAAGCAGAAGAGGGAUCCGCUUUGCCAGGGUUGCUGCCCCCAGGCGACGAGUUCAAAGACAGUUACGACCCUCCGGGAGACGGGGCUCUAGCAAACUUCUGGCAGCCGCAGCUGGAUGUCCCCUCGCCAGCACCAGGAAACGCAGACGCGCUCCCCUACCUUUGUGAACAGUGUGGGGUGGGCUUCGACCAAGCCAGUGGCUUGGAAAGCCAUAAUCAGACGCACCAGUCAGGCAUUUACCAGUGCUCCCUCUGCCCCAAAGAAUACCCUAAUCUUUUAGCACUGAAAAACCACUUCCACGGGCACGCCAAGGCCACGGCAUCGAGCCCCGGCGGGAAUGGUGGCGCAGAGGAGCAGCCUUUCCUCUGCAGCCUCUGCGGCAUGAUCUUCCCAAAUGAGGAAGACCUCCAGCGCCAUCAUAGCUCGGUGCACGAAGAGGGCGAAGGGCAGGCAGACGGGCAGGAGGCGGAGCUCAAAACAGUCGCCGAGGCGCAGGUGGAAGAGGGCGGGGACCAAGGAGAGGAGCAGCUGCUCUCCCACAUCUGUGGCUACUGCGGCCAGACGUUCGAUGACAUGGCCAGCUUGGAAGAGCACAGCGAGGGGCACCAGGAAGAGAAGGCUGCAGCCUUGGCCGACACGUCCAUCCAGCUCCGACGGGUGCCACGCUCGGAGGAGGACCAGCCGCAGCUGUCGCCGGCAGAAGUGUCUUUGACUGCCAGCGAACCCCCAGAAGACAGGCCAUACUCCUGCAGCCAGUGUGGCAAGACGUACCGGCACGGUGGCAGCCUGGUCAACCACAAGAAGAUCCACCAGGUUGGAGAUUACCAGUGCGGUGUCUGCUCCCGGCAGUACCCCAAUCUGUCUGCCUAUCGGAACCACCUCAGGAACCAUCCGAAAUGCAAACUGAAUGGCAGCGUGCCGGAAAUCCAGCAACCGCUCCCUGUAGGAGGCACUGGUUAUCAGAAGGAGGAGCCCCCAGAUGGCAAAGUCUUGGUGCACGAAGGGGGGAAAGAUCCGCCAGGAACAUCCUCAUUUUUGUCUCCUGGGGGAGAGCAACAAUCGGGAGAGCGAAGAUCGGGACAAGAGGCUGUGUUGAACUCUAGCCAGUUUGAGACACAAAAGACGUCUGACGUCUGCACGGAAGAACACAAGGAGAAAGCAGCUCUAGAGGCCCAUCAGGGGCUCCAUCUUGUGGAAGAGAAUCAGGCAGAGGUAGAGGACACGCCGGUGAAAGAGGAGGAAGCGGCUCCCACAGGAGGGGAGGACGACGGCAGCCCCGGCACUGAAGAAGAGGGUUCCCCAUCCGAGCGCCCCUUCCAGUGCGAAGUCUGUGGGCGUAACUACAAGCAUGCUGGGAGCCUGAUCAACCACAAGCAGACACACAAGACGGGCCUUUUCCACUGCAGCGUCUGCCAGAAAGAGUUCUACAACCUCAUGGCCCUCAAGAACCACAACCGCACUCACUUUGAGACCAAACGCUACCGGUGCCUGGAGUGCCCCAAAGCCUUCCGCCUGCAGAAGCAGCUGGCCAGCCACCAGCGGGUCCAUCGGGAUGGGAAACGGGACCCCUCGUCUCAUCCCUCCAGGAGGCCCCCCCACGCCAGGCGGGCGGGCCAGAGUGAGAAUCCGUCCCACCCUGUUACUGCCCCCAAGCAUCGACUGGAUCCUGAAGAGCGCCCUUACCGAUGUGGGGAGUGCGGGCGCACCUACCGUCAUGCAGGCAGCCUGCUGAACCACCGGAAGAGCCACAAGGUCGGCCACUUUGCCUGCCCGCAGUGCGGCAAGGCCUACCCCAAUCUGAUGUCUCUCAAAAACCACCAGCGCGUCCACUACGAGGUCAAACGCCACCGGUGCCUGGAUUGUGGGAAAGCUUUCAAGUGGCAGCGGCAGCUGCUGCGGCACCAGCGCCGGCCCCAUCCCUGCGGCAGCGGCACGCUGGUGCAGGAGCGCGAGAGGAACCAGCGGGCUCCCAAAAGGGAGAGGGGAGGGGGUCGUGGCGAGCCGCCCCCCGGCCCUUUCCGCUGCCUUUCGUGCUCCAAGCAGUUUCCUGACCGCACCUCGCUAAGAAACCACGCCCGCGUGCACGCCAAGAAACGUUUUGAGUGCCCAGAGUGCGGCAAGGCGUACCGGGCGUCUCGGGAUCUGGCGCACCACCUCAGGAGGCAUCGGGCAGAGGCGGAGGAUGACGAGGGCUCCUCCUCCCCCAGUUAUCCGAACGCCAGUAAGCCCCUGGAGGAGGAGCGGCCCUACAAGUGUAACAGUUGCGACCGGACAUACCGCCAUGCCGGCAGCCUCCUCAACCACAAGAAGGCCCACGCCACUGGCCUUUACCGCUGCCCCACGUGCCAGAAGGAUUUCUUCAACCUCCUGGCCCUCAAAAACCACCUUCAAACCCACAGGGACAAGAAACGCCACCGGUGUCCUCACUGUGGCAAAGCCUUCCGGACUGCCAGGCACCUGGCAGCCCAUGCCAAAGUCCAUGGUGGCCCCAGAGAGGAAGGGACUUCUUUUGCCUGCGUGGUCUGCUCCAAGACGUUCUUCCACCAGCUCAGCUUCCGGCAGCAUCUGCUGACACAUGCCAAGGACAGCGGGCAACCUGCUGCUGGAGAUGUUCCCGCUGGGGACGUGAGCUGA